Molecule: messenger RNA, 1065 nt
Organism: Sipha flava (yellow sugarcane aphid)
Lineage: Eukaryota; Metazoa; Arthropoda; Insecta; Hemiptera; Aphididae
Exons: 1
Coding region: 96-686 (196 amino acids)
Biological process (GO): RNA catabolic process
Cellular component (GO): ribonuclease H2 complex
Source: RefSeq, a predicted model, not a curated record
UAUAUCACCGAACGAUCAAGUUCUUAUCACCAGUUAUCAUCGCGUUGUUCGCAUACAUAACGAGUAAAACAAAUUAAUAAAAUUCUUUAUCAUCUAUGAUAGUCCGUCCCGCGCGACAACGGUUAAAAAAACAAAACAAAACGACCGCUACCGGUUGCGUACACAACGCGUCACGUGUUGACGAUCCUUCCGAUAUUCGAGACCCAUUUCGUUCCGUCAGCCGUUCCCGCUUCGCCAACAUGAGUCUCGUGUUCAAGAAAAGAGACGGCCGACGACCACUGGACGAGCAGACCGUCGUCCAGGCACGGCAGUCGUUGCACUUGUUGCCGUGUAAGAUACAUCCGCGGUCGCCGGACUCCGACAAGCAAACCUUCUCGGCUCCGGUUGACCGAUAUUUCCGUCCGUACACGGACGCCACGGCCGACGAGGAGAACGGCGCCUUGUGGCACGCGUCGCUGCGCGGUAAACCGUUGACAGGCGUCGAACUCAACAUGCCGGAUGGCUACGUCGGGAUCUUGUGCAGCAGUAAAGUCGAGCCGGACAAUUUUGAGGCGACCGUCAAAGUGACUGCUGACGACGAAGUGACUCGGCAAUUGAUGUAUUGGAAUUGGGACCGUGUUCCGACACGGGAGGACCCCUUGUUAGCUGCAUUCGACUGGGUACGAGUGUCUGAGGCUAUGGCCUAAUCGACUCCCUAUUAUGUAUUAUUAUAUUUCCAUAUAUAUAAAUAUAUAUCAGUGUACAAUGUGCUGCGAGUUGAAAAUCCAACAUUUUUCAACAUUGCUGUUGUUCAUAAUACCUAUUUUAGUUUUUAAGCAUUUUUAAUUGAUAUGGUAAUAAAAAAAAUAAAAUAAUGUAUAUAUAUUUUUUUUGUUCUUUAUUUUUGUUGUACAAUCUGUGAAAUGCUUUUACAAUAAGUACAAGUGGGAAGAGUUGUUAAUGAUAUUUACAAAUAAGUAUUAUCGAGACAGUGGUCAUGAUCGAAGAAGCCAACCAUUGUUGGGACUUCGGUAAAAUAAUGUAUAUAUUUUUAAAUAAAAGUAAUUUCCAUGUUUGUGCUCUUAA